Messenger RNA from Loa loa (African eye worm), 1831 nucleotides. RefSeq lists its product as hypothetical. The transcript is spliced from 11 exons. NCBI's taxonomy places the organism in Eukaryota, Metazoa, Nematoda, Chromadorea, Rhabditida, Onchocercidae. Gene Ontology annotation, molecular function: DNA-binding transcription factor activity, RNA polymerase II-specific; cAMP response element binding. The coding region runs from base 55 to 1728 and encodes 557 amino acids. Gene Ontology annotation, biological process: regulation of transcription by RNA polymerase II. The record is from RefSeq and is a predicted model, not a curated record.
GUUACUUACUGCCAAAUUACUAGUUCAAAGAAAACUUAUCAGUUUUGUGAUCAUAUGUUUGUAGCGACAAGUACAUCCAGCAAUGUUACUACAACCUACACGAAUAGACCAAUGCUCAUGAAGAUGGAAAGUGUAGUGCAGCGGGAAGAUCCAUCGGUAGAUGUUGUUACAUUGGAAACUCCGAAUUUGACAUCACUUAUUGGUACCAAUUCAGCUACAUUGCCACCGGAUUUCCCAUCAACAGCUGAACUGAUGCAGAAAUGUCUUACGGUCAACCCAUUUGAAUUAAAAUUCCGUGAAGCAAAUCGACGUAUCAGUCAGUGCAGCGAAGAGCUUCUUGAACAGAAUGGACUUGUUCCGGUGACGCUUUCAUUACCAACGACAGGUGGCAUAACCUUGCUGAAACUGCCAUCAUCCCUGGCCCAUUCUCCUGGCAUCUUCUCAAACAUCAACGUUCUUUCAGCGGAUUUCGAAGGUGAUGGGUUAAAAAGUGCCGACUUAUCGCGUUUAGUGCAACAGAUGAAAGAUAAUGGCGGUUUAUCAACACAGAACUCAAGAACUGGUGAAGACACUGGACAAGCGCCUCGAACCGCUGACGUACUUAAUGCCGUUCUUGAUAUGCAUUCUGAUAGGUUGGGAACGCUUGCUUUUCUUGGUGCAACUGGCACUGCCACACCUCCUUUGAAGGGACCGUUGGGAUCAAUCCUGCCGACAUCCUCAUCUGUUGCUGUAGCUCUUUGCUCUGAUCCGCCUGUAGUAACACCAUCAACAUCGUGUAGUGCAAAUGUCGGUGGUCCUGAAUGUGCAUCUACUUUGUUAUCAUGUUCGCCAUGUUCCUCGGAAUCAGCUUCUGCUUCUUUAACACCGCUAAUUUCUGCUAUAAAUAGUCCCGUUGUCAGUGCAUCAGCGAAUAUUUCAAGACCUGGAAGCUCUGCAUCGGCUCAAACGCCUAAAAAAAGAUUGUCAGUACGGGCAGCAGCGGUAGCUGCACCGACAAGUGUUGAACCGGUGGUCUCAACUCCUUUUCUAAGUGCUGUUGGGACACUGUUACCAGCAACAAAUAUCGAGGAACGGAGUGAUGUGUCGCAAAUUUCCAGUGCACAGUUAUCACCAACAGAUCAUUGGGAUCCUCGUGAUGUGAAACCGGUGAUUGUUGGAAAAAAUGCACCGUCAUCGUUGCAGACAAAUCAGCAAUAUUUUGAUCACGAGGAAGUCAUUUAUCCGCAGGAUGAGCAGCGUAAACAUACGGAAACAAUGUCAUCAGCACCAAGAGGCAGAGAAAGUGCUGUAUCUCGUUCAACGACAUCAUCACAUCGCGGUGGACGAGGACGUGGUCGUAGUUCUCUGACUGCCGAUUUACCACCCGAUGAACGUCGUGUUACAAUUCUGGAAAGGAAUAAAGCGGCUGCUGUGCGGUAUCGGAAGCGAAAAAAGGAAGAACAUGAUGAGAUGAUUACUCGUGUUCAUUUAUUGGAACAAGAAAAAGUGGCACUCUCUACUCAAAAUCAAAUACUACGUCGUGAACUGGAAAGAGUUACAGCCUUGCUGAAAACACGUGAAGCAUGCUGUGUUUGCCACUUGAGUGGUGUGGGGGAAUGUUUGCGGAAUGGAUCACCGCUAGAAGUAGACGUUCUUUCUCCUCAAGCUGAGCCGCAUCAUGAUCUCUCCAAUUAUAUAUCACAGCAAUUGGUUUCAUCAGUCAGUCCUAACAAGAAGCCGUCGAAAUGAUUUCAGAAAUUCCAUAAAAUUUUCUGAUGGAUUGAUUCCAAAAAUAUACUAAGAUCUGACGACAUAUGUUUUUUAGCUUUUAUUCGUGAGCUUUGCUUUUCAC